Rhododendron vialii is the source of this 939-nucleotide messenger RNA. RefSeq names its product EPIDERMAL PATTERNING FACTOR-like protein 3. Bases 211 to 588 code for a protein of 125 amino acids. The record is from RefSeq and is a predicted model, not a curated record. NCBI's taxonomy places the organism in Eukaryota, Viridiplantae, Streptophyta, Magnoliopsida, Ericales, Ericaceae. The transcript has 3 exons. Gene Ontology annotation, biological process: stomatal complex development; guard cell differentiation.
CCCCAGCAAAAAAUUACAGAUACAGUCAUGAAGAGAGAUGUACGUAUCUGAUUUAUUUAACUAAGGACAGCUUUCUUGUUUUUAGCCCUUUUUCACAUCCAGCUUUGCCAAUUGAAGUGUGAGUGAGUAAGGUUACUCCCUCUCUCUCUCUCUCACACACACACACACACACACACAUUGGGGAUUACUGGAUUAGGUCAUUCUGUUGAUAUGAAGAGAAGAGUUCUCCAUUUCCUCGUUUGCACUCUCCAAGUAAUGAUUUGGGUAUUUAUAAUGACAAUCUGGCCACUUGCAUCGUGUAAAGUUGCUCGCGAGCAAGGAUACAUCUUCCGCCCCCGACGGGAAGUCCUCGAGUCAAAGCAGGGAUUUGAAAGCAUGGGAAGAAGAGUGAGCAAUAAUGAGGAGGCAUACAAAGGGGUAGGCACACUUGGGUCAAGACCACCAAACUGUGACCACAAGUGUGGAGUCUGCAGACCAUGUGAUGCCAUUCAAGUCCCAGCUACCACUGACCGUGUGAGGGUCCAAUAUGCAAAUUAUGAGCCUGAGGGAUGGAAAUGCAAGUGUGGCAUUUAUUUCUUCAACCCAUAACCCCGAGUACAGAGAAAUGUGUUUCAUGCUCUUCCUAUACUUGGGCAGGGCUUAAUUAUUUGUUAGUUUUACAGAGAAAACCAAGCGUACGUGCUUCGAGUUUGUUCAUAUUUUGCCUAGAUAUUCGAGUUUAAAGGGAGUUUUGGAGAACCCAAUUUUGUUCAUUAGUGGUGGUCUUAAGAGAUUUCCGAAGCCAAAAUGUGAUGUUCUUGCUAUGUUGUGUGGUCAUUUUAGCACGCGAAAGAGAACACAUUUGAUUUGUUAAAAUGGGCACCUUCGAAUGGCAAAACUACUGUUCAAGGGGCACGUUUGCAGCUUUGGUUAUUAUUAAUUUUUUUUUUGGUGCCAAAA